Chironomus riparius is the source of this 2535-nucleotide messenger RNA. The record is from the annotation of a GenBank genome assembly. NCBI's taxonomy places the organism in Eukaryota, Metazoa, Arthropoda, Insecta, Diptera, Chironomidae.
UGAUAAAAUUGCAACAAACAUUGUUCAAGACUAUUCUCUGAACUUUAGAUUGUUUCGGACAAUUGAAUCAUUUAGAGUGAAUUUUAAGAAAAUAUUUAUUUGUGAAGGAACUGAAGGAACUGAAUAUUAUUACAAUGAAAUUACUGAUUGCUGUGGUUUUUGCAUGCAUAUGCUAUUCCCAAAGUUUCCUUCUUAAGGAUUUUGAUGAUUUGAAUUUAUAUCCAAGGAAUAUUUGUAAGAGAUUCGGAAAUGGCAAAAGAUUCCCAGUACCAUAUAACUGCAAUGAAUAUAUCAUUUGCAUCGAUGAUGUCAUGCGAGUAAGAAAAUGUCCAAGUAGUCAUCCAUACUUUGAUUCUUGCACAUCAAGCUGUGACCUCAGAUCAUUAAUUUGUCAAAGAAAUAAUUGUGAUGAUGUAAGUUUAAAGGAAAUCGGAAAUUACCUCAUAAGCAGCUUUAGUUCUAUAAGUAUUUCACAACGGUUCCACAUUUCGAAAGUUAAAGACCAAUUUACCUUCUUUUGUGUUAAAAAAUAUUUGAAGAUGAAAUUUAUGAUUUUAAUUCCAAUUCUGGUCUGUGUGAUUUUAGACAUAAGUAAUGCUAAGGAAGAAGCAGAAGCAGUUGAUAUCAUUGAAUCAGGAAUUUGUUAUAAUCAACAACCAGGAUCAACAUUUCCAGACCUUAAUAACUGCUCUCAAUUCAUGAUUUGUAUUGAUAGAAAUGGUUUAAUUCUUAGUAGAUGUCCUCAAAAUAUGCCAUAUUUCGAUCAUUGCUUGUCCAGAUGCGUUUCUAACCGUUAUGUGUGCACAGUUGUCAAUUGCUAUGGAGGUACAACUAUUGGAACAACUACAGCACUUCCGUGGUCAACUACUCCUACCACAACAUAUCACGUAUCACUACCAGGAACAACUCGCACAACUACAGGAUGGGCAACAAUAACAUCAACAAGACGUUAUUAAAACUCGACUUCAGGAGUAUAGUCGCUUUCAGAGCUCUUUACAAUUUAACAAUUCCAAUAUCAUUUAAUGCUAUAAUUUUAAAAAUAUAUUCAAUUUUUUUCAACCAUUUUAAAUAUUGAUUCACAAAAAUUUGCAAAAUAAAUUUACAGCACUAAAAAGCUAAAGGAAGUGAAAUAUUUAUUAGACAACUCAAUAAGGUGAUUUAAACAUAACAAGAAUUAAAAUUAUUUCUGUCGAAAAACUUUGCUAAAGAUCGAGUGAUCUAAAAAGCUAAUAUGACACAUUAAAAUAUUCAAAUAUUCAGGAUUAAGUCAGACUUUAUUGGAUAUAAUUAACAUAAUUCGUCCAAAUAUUCAUCGAAAAUCAUUUCCAGAAAAAAAAAUCAUCUUUGAAAGACUUGUAGAAGGUGUCAUCUGACAUCAUCGCUGUUAACACCACAGACAUGAUCAUAUCCAGCUGAUUAGCAAGCAUGCGACUGAUGAAUUGUGUUCGAUUUGAGACGCGUGUUGAGUGAAAUUAUGGACACUCAAGUAUCAUCAGACUUAGUGAAUAAAUUAUCGACUUGAUGAGUUAAUUAAGAGGCAAUAAGAAAAAAUUUCCAGCCAUUGAUUUUCUAGAAAAUUACUUAAUGUGACUUGAUUUAUGGAGCUGAGAAAAGGACGAUGAUUUUUUAGAGGUUAAGUUUCGGUUCCCAAAAAGGAUAAUUAAGAGAAGUUUUAGGUUACAGUCUUUUGAUGUAUGCACCACUUUGUAAUUUAGAUCCGUUUGAAUGAAGAAUAGCCCAAAGAUUUGUUUUGAUUUAUGAAACCUUCCAAAUAGCUAUCAUAUUAUGGAUUUAUAGACCCAAAUGUGAAUGAUUUUUAGAAAAUUUAUGAAAUGUAGAGUAAUAAUAAAAAAUGGCACAAGAUGACUUGAUUAGAAUCAGAGUAGCGGUAAAUGAUGUUAUAAAAAUUUAUGAACAGAUCAUUGAUUUCGUUCUAGUUUUGUAGGAAAUUGUAAGGUAUAAUUUUAUUCUAGAUUUAUCUAUAAAUGAAGGAUUGUCUAAAUUAGAUUGAGGCUAAAGGCUAAAAGUAAGUAAAUUGGUUGAAAGUAGUUUGAGAGGCUUAAUAUUUUUAUGGAAGUUCAAAGAUUAAUUUAGAAGUAAAAUUCUUAAAUCCAACUAUGAAUUAGGUUCUUACCAUUUUCAAUUAUUUCAUAGAACAUCUCUUCAUUUAAAUUUCGAAGCUACAAACUUAAUCCCUUUACAAUUCAUAGACAUAAUCAUAUUAGGUAUGCUCAAUAUAAUUUGUGGUCAAAAUUACAUAGUUAAACAACAUAUCUUUAGCAUUUCAAACCAUAUGCAUAGAUCAAAACAAAGAAUUCAUUCCAAUAACCCUAACCCAAUACAAACAAAAGAAAACAAAAAACUUUAAUUGUAAUUCAUUAAGAAAUCAAAAACAUGUUGAAUCCCACAGUUCCUCUCAAUUUCUUUCUCCUUACGUGUUCCAAUUUCAUUUCAAUAAAAUACCGAAAUUUAAUUUAUUCAAAGUUAAGAAAGAAAAAAAAGAGAAAAUAAAGAAAUAAAAGGCGACGAUGCCCG